AUGGCUUCACAAGUGCAACAGCCCCUGCAGAGCUUCUGGCGAGAUGCACAUGCUCAGGCACUUUGUGAGGCUCUGGUCCACAAGUACUUUGUACUCACGGCAGCAGAUCUGGAGAAGUGGGCCUCUAGUCCUGAGGACUUCUACCAUGGAAAUGAUGGUGGAAACACGUCUGAAAAUUUGAGGGGGAGCAUGGAGUUGCUCUUCAGUGUCCUCCUGAGGACAUACAGGGAACAGUUGGCUCCUGUUGUUGCCCAGAUGCUGCACAGCGCACCGGCUGUCAGUUCUGCACUGGAGCCUGUGCUCGUCAGAGAGGCAAUCUACGCUGCUGUGUGCAUAGGAUCAUCAGAUCUGUACGACUAUGUGGACUUUGGGAGCUGGUUCAGGACAGCACUCAUGCAGGAAUUGGGGGACACCACACCUGCCCACUCGCCUCUGCGGAGAAGGGCGGCACUUGUGGUAUCCUCUUGGGUUUCAAAACUCUCUGAAGGUGACCGUGUCCUGGCAUACAAACUGCUGGUGGAACUCUUGGCUGAGGCAGACAUGUGCCUGAAGCUCUCAGCUGUGAAGUCACUGCGCGAGCUAAUUGACGACUGGGACUUCAAAGAAAAGGCCUUUGAGCCAUUUGUGUCUCCUUGCUUGGAGCUCCUAUGUGCAGCCCUGCGAUCUUCUGAAGAACUCGACACACAUAUUCAGGUUUUCAGCCUUUUCAACCUCAUCAUUGAGCGCAUGCUGGGUGACAUUAAACAGCUUGCUCCCAGCCUUGCACAAUUGCUGCCUCACAUCUGGGAGCAAGCACAAGAGCAGAACCUGCUGAGAAUGCAGGUGUUGAUUGCCUACCAACAUCUGAUCAAUGCACUGGGGGCGGAUUCUCCCUCAACAUAUCAAUGGGUGAUACCAAUGAUAAGCCACUCAGUGAACGUGGACCACCCAGACUCACUGAACUUGAUGGAAGAUGGCCUGGAAUUGCUACUGGUGGCAUUGAGAAAUGCACCAAUGCACACUGGCGAGCCACUGCUGGAGGUAGUUCAACAGCUGGGAAAAAUUUUGGAGCGGUCUGCAGAAAUGGUGCCUCUAUUGAUGCGUAUCAUGUCAAGCUGCAUACUGCUUGGUGGCGCUUCACUGCUCACUCGAUAUGGCAGUGCCUUGUCUGCCAUGCUCUGCAGUCUGAUUGGCAACGUGAGGGACAGUGCCUAUCACCUCAUCUGCCGUGUCUUGGAAAUUGCCCUGAAAGUAGCCCCAACAGAAGCACUGCAAGCUUUUGAAGACCCCAUCAGGCAGCUUCUGGGUGUCUUGAUGUCCAUGAGCAGGGAGGGCAGUUUCGAUUCACUUGUGUUCGCCCAAGGGUGCGUCGUCUUUGGACGCGUACUGCUCAUGGACGUGCAGUACUUUUGGCAGUUCUUUCAGAAGUCGGCCCAGAGUGGAAUGUUCGGCGAUGCUGAUGGCGCCAAGCUGAUGAUGGGAUUUGUGGACCUGUGGAUGGACCAGUUUGACGCCCUGCCAUCUGAGGCAGCCCGAAAGCUGUGCGCCCUUGCACUCUGCAACCUCCUCACGAUCCCAUGCCCCCAGGUUUUGGGCCAGUUGGGCCCCAUUUUGGCAUGCAUCACGGCCGUGUGUCACGAGCUCGAGGGCGGCGUGCUGCCACAGAGGCAAGUGGACGCGUCGGGGGACAGGUCGUAUGGAUUCGCCAACGAGUCCAUGAUGCACGAGCAGCUGGGGGUUGCGGCCAUCGGCUCGGAGGAUGCGCAGCCAGAAGUGGACCGCAAGAGAGAGGUGUACACUGCAGACCCUUCCAACAGCCUCAAGGUGUCCCAGUAUUUCAAACAGAAGCUGGCGGAAGCCGGCAGUGUGCAUGGUGCGACAUUCAAUGCAGCAGUGUCCUCGGUUCACCCCACUCUGGUGGAGCAAGUGAAGAGUAUCGUGGGAACCUGA
Ostreobium quekettii is the source of this 1929-nucleotide messenger RNA. The record is from the annotation of a GenBank genome assembly. Lineage: Eukaryota; Viridiplantae; Chlorophyta; Ulvophyceae; Bryopsidales; Ostreobiaceae.